Messenger RNA from Sphaeroforma arctica JP610, 1756 nucleotides. RefSeq lists its product as hypothetical. Bases 1 to 1401 code for a protein of 466 amino acids. The record is from RefSeq and is a predicted model, not a curated record. Lineage: Eukaryota; Ichthyosporea; Ichthyophonida. The transcript is spliced from 7 exons.
AUGGAGGAAGACGAUGGCUUUAUUUUCACCCGAAAAUCACGAACAAAUCCCAAAGCCAAAGCACCUACCAAUACUGGAAAAAUAGCGCCGGCGCAAAAUAAGGGAGUAUCUAUAUCACACAGGAGGACAGUACCUAAUGCCUCAGAGGCUUUGCAUAGUGGAUCGUUCCGCAGCCCAGUAUCGAGCAAUAGAAGCAGGAAUGACUUCCAUAGACACCAGAGCCAUGAUCAAAGGUGGCCAAAUCAUCACCAUGUCGAUACUUCGGAAAAUAGAAGUGAUCAUAUCCACACACCAUCACACACGCGGCAAGCAACAAGCUGUCGCAAGACCCGCUUAGAAACGAGACAAGAAGACAGAGAUGAUCCUUACCAACACGAUGAUAGGCCCUACACGCCCGACUACGAUCACACACAGAAUCAAAGGAGUACGCCGCGCACACAAACCAACCCCCAAGUCGGAAGCUCACGUAGGUCAGGUGUUCACGAUCACUUGCCACACCCGCCACAAUCUGUAUCUCAAGGACAAGCUCCUAGUAAUAGCUCCAGGAAAAUAAGAGACCGGUCCCAAAGGGUCAGUAGUAGACCGCAAUAUGAUGACGUACCCACCCCCAGGGGGAAGGAUAUGGCGCCAAUUCAAAGCACGCCCUCUAUACGGACGCCAAACCAAAGGAAUAUAGAAACGCCCAGGUCGAGUGGAAAAUCACACAAAUUGUCCGUGCGGGGAGGAGGUGACUCUUCAAUACUAUCGGAGUCAUCUAUAUCAGACUUGCGAAUAGAUGUGCCGGACAAUAUCCCAUCAGAAAGUGAGCGAUUGAGACAUCUUCUGACUGCGUCAAUGUCCAUGGUACUGGACCACUACAGGGCCAUGGACAGUAAUUCAUAUAAAUUAACGGCAGCCGAAAAAAUAUGCCAGGAAUUCAUAGAAAGCGAUCCCUGUGAGAUAGGAAGUUUACAAAGAGAGGUCCUGCCAAAUCCAAUGAACAUUGAAAGACAAACAUUAUUAGACCAAUAUCAGGUUCCUCUCGACAGGUUGCUUGCCGAGCGCGCGCAGUGGCACAUGAUGGAGGAGCGCCAUAGAUCUAUGGCGACUACUGCGAAUCAAGAUGAAGUAGAACAACUGUCAAGAGAUAAAUUAUACGCAGACCGAAGUCUCCACGAGCGUAUCAAUAGGGAGCAGUCAUCUUUGAUGCUCAAGGUGGAGCAAAUAAGCCAAACUACCAAAUCUCUGGAGUACUUGGAGAGGAGUGGCCGAGACGCCCUCAACGCGGAUGCGGAUGAGCCAUCAGGCGACAAUACGGCCACUACUACUAUACCAAACACGCGAAUUAUGACCAACCGUACAACCCCUGCCUCCGAGAAGAAAACUCCCAGGAGACUCAUUAGGGGAAUAAUUGACUUAUAAGGAGCAUUAAGCGGUGCGCUUAGCGCCAGCAACCGAACAUGACGUUUACUUAUUACGGGACGGUGUAUAACUUAUCUACCCGAUUUAUUGUGAUAUAUCUUGGAAUGAUAGAGAAUAUAACUCACCUUCCUGGUUUAUUGUGAUAUUUCUUGGAUGUUUGAGAGUUCAUGUUGACUCGCUCUAAUUAGAAUGUCUUGUUGUGAGUUCGCCCUUGCAAUGGACAGGUGGCAUGCGUAAAAAUUGCUGGGGAAAUGACUUAACUACAAAAUAAUAAAGACUCGAGAAAAAGUACAUAUACAAUUAUAAAGAUCACGUAGGCGAACACUACGUUGGAUAUCCUCGAUCAAAGCGUGCA